Molecule: messenger RNA, 672 nt
Organism: Hansenula anomala
Lineage: Eukaryota; Fungi; Ascomycota; Saccharomycetes; Phaffomycetales; Wickerhamomycetaceae
Gene: RPC31
Product: DNA-directed RNA polymerase III subunit C31
Exons: 2
Coding region: 1-672 (223 amino acids)
Biological process (GO): transcription by RNA polymerase III
Cellular component (GO): RNA polymerase III complex
Source: RefSeq, a predicted model, not a curated record
AUGAGUUUUGGUGGUCGAGGAGGUGGUGGUUUCCAGCGUAACCUACCCUUUGGUCUAGACUAUAGUGAUAUAACAAAUGGAACCAUAGAGAAUGAAAAACCACAAAUACCUUUACCCGUUAAUGGUAACGCUUCCAAGAUAGAGAAGAUCUUUGCUGGCCAUUUCAUAAAUUUUCAAAACUCAAUCAAAGAUGGACCAUUUUACACUGGUUCAAACUUGGAACUUGAUAGUAAUAGCAAGGAUAAAUCAGAAAUAGAUGAAGAAGGUAUCAAUGAUGGUAUAAAGAGAUAUUCGGAUAGAUAUAUCAAGAAACGUAAAAUUGGAAGAUCUAUCGAUGAACAUCCUUAUGUUAUUGAAUUUUUCCCACAAGAAUUGUAUAAAGUUAUGGGAGUUGAUGAUAAAAAGAAGAAAAAACUUUUAUCUUUAUCCAAAUUGAAAAACUCUAAGGAAGUUAUAGAUAAUCUAGAGAACGAUGGUAAUUCAAUUCUGGAGAGGCUUAAAGGUAUGGCGGAAGAAGAAGAAAAUGAAAAAGAUGAAGAACCUGAACCUGAAGAAAAUCUGGAUGAUGAGUUUGAAGAAGAGGAUGAUGAUGAUUAUAAUGCUGAGAAAUAUUUCGAUGAUGGUGAAGAUUUUGGUGACGAAGAUGACUAUAAUGAUGAAGCUGCAUUUUAA